Molecule: messenger RNA, 1218 nt
Organism: Cylindrotheca closterium
Lineage: Eukaryota; Bacillariophyta; Bacillariophyceae; Bacillariales; Bacillariaceae
Source: the annotation of a GenBank genome assembly
AUGUCGACUUGGAACGACGCCGAGGUGGCAGAACUGGGACGAAAAGGAAAUGACCAUGCCAGACGAACUUGGCUGAAGAAUGCACCACCUGUUGGGUCUGGCGGGCGGCCCAAGAAUGGAGAUGUUAUUGAUGUAUUUAAGCGCUUUGUUGUCGAUACCUACGAACGAAAACGAUACUAUGGAGAAGAUGAAGGACCACGAGCUCAAGCUCCUGCUGCUGUGCCUCAGGCUCCACCAGCUGCUCGUCAAGCACCUCCUGUCCGUGCUCCAGUGGUAACACCACCUGCACCGGCUCCUGCGGUUGAUCUGUUCGACGUUUCGACACCAUCGCAAACAUCCUCGAGCCAACCGGCUCCAGCAUUUGAAGCCAAUUUUGGCGCCUUUGGAAGUUCGGCACCUGCACCAGCUGAAUCACAAUCAGGUUUUGGAUUCAUCUCCUCUCCUCCAGCAGCGCCAGCACCACAACCCGCGGAUCCUUUUGCAGCGCAACCCACCACCACAUCGGCGUCAACGUCAGCUUUCGGAUUCAUCAAACCACCACCUGCCUCGGCGCCGCCGACGGCAUCACCAACUCCAGUAGCUGCACCUUCCACAUCAUCAGGUUCUGCAUUCGGAUUCAUUAGCAACAGUCCUGCACCAGCUGCAUCUACCAAUGAUGGCGGCUUUGCCGAUUUUUCAGGAAUGUCGAACUCAAUUCCGGCUUCCACUCCGGUACCAGCACCCGCCGUCAAGAAGCCCAUCAUGGGUAACCCCAGUGGAGGACAAAAAGCUUCCGUGAUUUCUUCCAUGGACUUGUCAUCACAGUCGAAGUCACAGUCGACGGGCAUGGGUUUUGGAAUGGCACAGCCUGGCUUUGGCGGCGGCAUGCAAUCUCAGCAGCCUAACAUGAUGAAGGUGCCACCCAACAUGAUGGGGUACACUCCGCAACAACAACAGCAAAUGAUGAUGCAGCAGCAGCAAAUGAUGAUGCAGCAACAACGCGUGAUGCAACAAAAUAUGAUGGGCAUGAACAUGAACAAUGGCAUGGGUGGUGGUGGUAUGAACAUGAACAUGAUGAACAAUGGUGGUAUGGGGGGUAUGAACGGAAUGAACAUGAUGGGAAAUCAGCGACAAUCGGGGUUUGGAACUGCAUAUGUUGCGAACAGCAAGCAAUCCAUGAAUUCGCUCGACAUGAACAUCUCUUCCAUGAGUGCCUACACUUCUGGUAACAAGAAGUAA